Drosophila gunungcola (fruit fly) is the source of this 606-nucleotide messenger RNA. Its product is annotated as integrator complex subunit 3 homolog. The coding region runs from base 221 to 535 and encodes 104 amino acids. Lineage: Eukaryota; Metazoa; Arthropoda; Insecta; Diptera; Drosophilidae. The transcript has 4 exons. The record is from RefSeq and is a predicted model, not a curated record.
UUGUUUUAUAAACAGGUUCUGGUGCCAACGGUAUGAAGAAAUUAUUGCAUCACUACUUACAUCAAAAUAUCCGAGUUCAUCUCCCAACAAAAGAAAACGACCAUCAAAGGGGAAUUUCGUCGCGAGUAGUACUCCUUCUGCUGAUCAAGUAUUAUACCAUCUAGAGCAUUAUAGAAGAAGUUGCAGGCAUAGUAUAGGUACUGGCCUUUACGUUCAUGGUAUGAUGCAGCGGGCACUGCAAUCCGCGCACUCUCACAGUAAUGAGGUCACAAAGAAACAAUUUAGCGAUCUGUUUGCACAGGCAGCGGAAGACGAUACAACAGCAGUUGGGCGACGCGGUGGAAGUGGCCGUGGGCGUAAGCAGCCUGUUGGAAAAAAGGAUGCCAACAAUCAUAGCACCACCAAUAAGAAGAAUUCUGAAAUGAUGAAAACAAUAUAUUCUUCAGAUGAAAACUUUAGUGAGGAGGAUUGGUCGAAACCUAAAAUGGCACAAGUGGCUAAGAAAAGAAAAAAAGCUAUUAAUGAUUCUGACUGACAGUUAGACUUUCAAUUGCUGUGGCCUAGUUAAUGUGACGCAGAAAAACAUUUAAAAUCCUCUUAUCGAAU